This is a messenger RNA of Gastrolobium bilobum, 3448 nucleotides long. RefSeq names its product kinesin-like protein KIN-7C, mitochondrial. Gene Ontology annotation, biological process: microtubule-based movement. Bases 1 to 3390 code for a protein of 1129 amino acids. NCBI's taxonomy places the organism in Eukaryota, Viridiplantae, Streptophyta, Magnoliopsida, Fabales, Fabaceae. The record is from RefSeq and is a predicted model, not a curated record. Gene Ontology annotation, molecular function: ATP binding; microtubule motor activity; microtubule binding. The transcript has 26 exons.
AUGUCUUCCGCCGCCGGCUACACUCGCUCCUCCCAGAGAGCCUCCUCCACCGUCUCGCCUCUCCGGUCACGGAAGUCUCCGGCGGCCAGCACAAAACCCGGCGGAAGACCUACCACACCGUCGUCGUCGUCGACGUCGUCGAGACCGUCGCCGAAAUUGUCUGUAUCCCCUGUAGCGGCCACCAGCGCCUCUGACGUCAGCAAGGCCAAGGAGAAUGUCUCUGUCACCAUCCGGUUUCGACCCCUCAGUGUCAGAGAAAUUAAUAAAGGGGACGAAGUGGCGUGGUACGCAGAUGGAGAUCAUGUAGUGAGAAAUGAGUUCAAUCCUUCCCUUGCUUAUGGUUUUGAUAAGGUAUUUGGGCCUGCAACAACAACUCGGCAUGUUUAUGAUGUGGCUGCUCAGCAUGUUGUCAGUGGUGCCAUGGAAGGGAUUAAUGGUACUGUUUUUGCAUAUGGGGUUACCAGUAGUGGAAAGACUCAUACCAUGCAUGGGGAGCAGAAGUCACCUGGAGUUAUCCCACUUGCAGUGAAGGAUGUCUUUAGUAUUAUACAGGAGACUCCUGGACGAGAAUUCCUUCUCCGAGUCUCAUAUCUUGAGAUUUACAAUGAGGUCAUUAAUGACUUGCUGGAUCCAAUUGGGCAGAACCUAAGAAUACGAGAGGAUGCUCAGGGGACUUAUGUUGAAGGAAUCAAAGAAGAAGUUGUGCUGUCCCCUGCUCAUGCCCUUUCUUUGAUUGCUACCGGAGAAGAGCAUAGACAUGUGGGCUCAAAUAAUUUCAAUCUAUUUAGCAGUCGAAGCCACACUAUAUUCACCUUGACUAUUGAAAGCAGUUCGCGAGGGGAAAAUAUAGGAGAAGAGGAUGUGGCAUUGUCCCACUUGCACUUAAUUGAUCUUGCAGGUUCUGAAAGUUCUAAGACUGAAACAACUGGUUUACGGAGGAAAGAAGGUUCCUAUAUUAAUAAAAGCUUGCUUACUCUUGGAACGGUGAUCGCUAAAUUAACAGAUGGGAAGUCAACUCAUAUUCCUUAUCGAGAUUCAAAGCUCACUCGUUUGUUGCAAUCAUCCCUUAGUGGCCAUGGACGAAUUUCUCUCAUUUGCACAGUUACUCCUGCCUCUAGCAGUAGUGAAGAGACGCACAACACAUUAAAAUUUGCCCACCGGAGUAAGCAUGUUGAAAUCAAGGCUUCUCAAAACAAGAUUAUGGAUGAGAAGUCUCUGAUCAAAAAGUAUCAGAGGGAAAUUUCUGAGUUAAAGCAGGAGCUUCAGCAGUUGAAGCGUGGCAUGAUUGAGAAUCCCAAUAUGGCUGCAUCUUCACAAGAAGAUCUGGUUACUUUGAAGCUUCAGCUGGAAGCUGGCCAGUCCAAAUUGAAGUCAAGAUUGGAAGAGGAGGAACAAGCUAAAGCAGCAUUGAUGGGAAGAAUUCAGCGACUAACCAAAUUAAUCUUAGUUUCUACAAAGAAUGCAAUGUCGUCAAGCGUUCUUGAAAGGCCUAAUCAUAGGCGAAGGCAUUCUUUUGGGGAAGAUGAGCUAGCAUAUUUGCCAGAUAGAAAACGGGAGCCCUUGAUUGAUGAUGAUGCUGGGAGCUAUGCUUCAGUUCCCUCCGUGGAAGAAAAGGAUGAUGUCACCAAUUUAGACGAAUUGGUGAAGGAUUAUAAAAGAAACAAAAGACGUGGAGUGCUUGGCUGGCUGAAGCUUAGGAAACCUGAUAAUCUUGAUGGAUUAUCGCCAAAUGUUGAUAGUGAGGGCUCUGCAAAUGGGUCACCUGCAUCUGCUUCAAAAUUGAUGCCAAAUGGAGUUACGCUUUAUGACAUGAAAGACUCUCGCAGGAAUUCAGUCAGCAGAAAGGAUAAUGCUUCAGCUCUUAAUUCUUUUCCAGGAAGAACUCAAGCAGGUGACUUGUUCAGUGUAACUGUUGGGGGUCGUCAACUUCCUCGGACUGGGACUACUGUUACUGAUCAAAUGGAUCUUCUUCGUGAACAAGUAAAAAUGUUGGCUGGGGAGGUGGCGUUAUGUAUUAGUUCUCUGAAAAGACUGUCUGAACAAGCAGCUAACAAACCUGAAGAUAUACAACUACAAGAGGACAUGCAUAAGUUAAAGGGUGAAAUUAGCCAAAAGAAGAACCAAAUCUGUAUUCUGGAGCAACAGAUGAUUGGAUCACUAGGACAUUCACCAAGUAACAGCGAAAUGUCUCAGGCUCUGUCCAAGCUUACCAUUGAGCUCAAUGAAAAAAUUUUCGAACUUGAGAUCAUGUCAGCCGACAAUAGGAUACUUCAAGAGCAACUACAGUUGAAGAAUUCAGAGAAUGCUGAGAUGCAAGAGACAAUUCUUUCACUGAGGAAACAGAUGAAUUUGUUGCUGGAUAAAAUCUCAGCGAAUUCUCAGCAGUUUGCUGACAGUGAGACUGAAAGUUCUAGAGAUAUAUUGGGAAAGACUGAUGAAACAAGGGCAGUCAAAAACUUGAAUUCAAUAGUUUCUCAAGCACACUCCAAGCAAGGAAAUAGUGACUCUAUUAUAAAUUCCCAAAUUCUUAUGCAGGCAGCUGAAAUAGAGAAUUUAAGGCAAGAGAAUGUGAGAUUGGUUGAAGAGAAAGACGGGCUUGAAAUUCAAAGCCAGAAGCUUGCAGAGGAAGCUUCAUAUGCAAAAGAGUUGGCAUCAGCUGCAGCAGUUGAACUCCGAAACCUAGCUGAAGAAGUGACUACACUUACUUAUGAAAAUGCAGAACUGACUGGUGAUGUGGCAGCUGCAAAAGAGGCCUGUUGCAAAUCUAACUUUUGUCAGAUAUCUUCAUAUGAUUGCAAGCAAAACAUCAAUAAUAAAUUUCAACGAGAUGUGCAAUCGAAUAAACUAGGGAAUGAAGUUCUUAUUGAGGAGUUGCAGAAGGACCUUAAUGCUAGAUUCCAAAGAGAAGCUGCAUUAGAAGCGGCUCUAUCUGUGAAAGAUGAAAUAGAAGGUGGCCUAAGGAGGACACUUGAUGAAAUAAAACACCAAAAACAAGAUUUGGAACAUGAGCUGACAAGCAUGCGGAUGCUGGUAGCAAAGAUGAGAAUGUCUGGCAUUAAUAUUGAGGAUAGGUCAACAGUUCAUAUGCCUAAUGACCUACAAACCAAGGUUAAAAAUGGACUUCCCUCGUCUAAUCGUUACUCUUAUAGAAAACAGUACAAAGAGGAUGAUACUUUAGGAAGCAUGGAAGAUAUGAUUGCAUUAGAAGAACUAAAGGCUAGUUAUCAAAGAGAAAGAAGAAGAUGCAAAGAACUAGAAAGUCGUAUUUCUAGAUUGAAGGGUGAAGACAUCGCUGGUCUGGAUGUUAUGGCCCUUGAAGAGCUUCAAAACCUUCAUAUUGAGGCAAUAACAAAAAUUUGCCAUGCAAAGUAUGCAAAUCAAAACAUGUAGCGUCUUGCUAUUGACUGCUGUACAGUAUACUCGGUAUGCUUACAAAAUAUUGACAAUC